UUAUUCUUUCAAAAACUAGAUAAUUCCAAAUACAUAUCCUCUUCUCGUUUUGCCCAGUUCUUUCUCUUUCACUUCAUCAGCAGACGAUAGAAAGAAGCUCCUUGGACGCCAAUCCGCCACCGCACUCCAAACCCACAACCACGGUGGCGCCACUGUAGAGUGAAGCACAUAUCCAAAAAUGGAGGUAUCGAUACUUGGUGCUAGAAUGCAACAUAUCAUGCCUUGCUCCUUCCCAUUACCAUAUUCCUUCUCUCCUUCCACCUCAACUACACCAAAGAAUUCUUAUCUCAUUUAUGCUAAAGCUUCACCAACAACGACAACAACUUUUGUUAAAGGAGCAAACAUAGAACAACCCAACAAUGGCGAAGUGAAACGUAACAGGACUCCUUCAAAAUCUUACUCGGCCAGAAAGUCUGCUAUUCUUGAAAUUCAACUAUCCCCUGAUUUGGAUUCUGCUCUUACAAGCUAUGGAGAUAUUUUAAAAGUUCAGGACUUGAAUGCAAUAUUACGUCAUUUCGGAAUGCGAAAGAGAUGGCACAAGCUUUCCCAGUGCUUCAAUUGGAUGCAACAAAAUAUGAAGAUUUGUCCUGCAUCAUAUAGCAACUAUAUAAAGUUCACGGGAGAGACUCACAAUCCUGUGGGUGCACUAGAAGUUUAUAAUAGCAUUCAGGAUGAAUCAACCAAAAAGAAUAUCAUCAUCUGCAAUUCUGUUCUUGGGAGUUUGGUUAGGAAUGGAAAGUUUGAUCACAGCAUUAAGUUUUUUGGUCAGAUGAAGCAGGAUGGUUUAACACCAGAUGUUGUUACAUAUAGUACAUUACUUUCAGGUUGUAUCAAAGCUAAACAAGGCUAUCCAAUAGCAAUGGAACUUGUUCAGGAGUUGCAGCAAAAUGAUGUGCAGAUGGACAAUGUAAUUUAUGGGACUCUUCUGGCCAUAUGUGCUUCACAUAAUAAAUUGAGUGAAGCAGAAAGCUAUUUUAACCGGAUGAAAGAAGAAGGCCAUUCGCCAAACGUUUUUCAUUAUAGCUCUUUGCUCAAUGCAUACUCUAUAUGUGGAGACUAUAAAAAGGCCGACAUUUUGAUUCAAGAUAUGGAGUCGACUGGGCUACCUCCAAACAAGGUGAUAUUAACAACUUUACUCAAGGUAUAUGUCAGAGGAGGUUUGUUUGAAAAGUCUAGAGAACUGUUAGCUGAACUGCAAGCUAAGGGCUACGCCGAAGAUGAGAUGCCAUACUGUUUAUUGAUGAAUGCACUUGCUAAGACUGGACAGAUCAAUGAAGCUAAAUCAGUUUUUGAUGAAAUGCUUGAGAAAUGCGUUAGCUCAGAUGGUUAUUCCUACAGUAUUAUGAUUUCAGCAUUCUGCAGAGGUGGGCUUUUGGAAGAAGCAAAGCAGUUGGCCAAGGAUUUUGAAGCAAGAUAUGACACAUAUGACUUGGUGAUGUUUAACACUAUGCUCUGUGCUUACUGCAGAGCAGGCGAUAUGGAGAGCGUAAUGGAAAUGUUAAAGAAAAUGGAUGAAUUAGCUAUCAGUCCUGAUUAUAAUACCUUUCAUAUCCUAAUAAAAUAUUUCUGUAAGGAGAAGUUGUAUUUGCUUGCUUACCGAAUGACAGUGGACAUGCACAAUAAAGGCCAUCAAUUAGAUGAGGAACUCUGUUCCUCCCUAAUAUUUCAUCUUGGUAAGAUGAAGGCACACGCAGAUGCUUUUUCUGUCUACAAUAUGUUGAGAUAUGGAAAAAACACCAUGUGCAAGGCUAUCCAUGAAAAGAUUCUCCACAUUUUAAUUGCUGGCCGGCUUUUGAAAGAUGCCUAUGUUGUAGUAAAGGACAAUGGAGAGUUGAUUUCCGCGCCUGCUAUGAAAAAGUUUGCAACUAUAUUUAUUAAGUCAGGAAACAUCAAUUCAAUAAAUGAUGUUUUGAAAGUGAUCCAUGGUUUCGGCUGCAAGAUUGAUGAGGAAAUAUUUCGGAUGGCCAUAUCACGUUAUAUUAUGAAGCCUGAAAAGAAGGAUUUACUUAUUCAACUUCUGCAAUGGAUGUCCCCACAUGGUUAUACUGUUGAUUCAUCUACAAGAAACCUAAUCCUGAAGAACUCUCACUUAUUUGGUCGCCAACUUAUUGCUGAAAUACUGUCCAAGCAGCAUACGAUGUUAAAAGCUCCAAAAUCUGAUAAAAAACGAUGGAUUGCUCAAUGAACAGUUUGUUGCAGAUCAACCCCUCUUUUGUAGAGAGCUUUCCAUUUGACUGAUACAACAAAUCUCUCUCCAAAAUUUGCACUUAAAAUAUUUUGGAUUGCCACAUCAUGUUGUGUUAUGAAAGCCUAAAGAGAAGGAUUUACUUAUUCAACUGCUGCAGUGGAUGUCCCCAAUGGUUAUAGUGUUGAUUCAUCUACAAGAAACCUAAUCCUGAAGAACUCUCACUUAUUUGGUCGCCAACUUAUUGCUGAGAUAUUGUCCAAGCAGCGUACUAUGUUAAAAGAACGAAUAUCUGAUAAAAAACAAUGGAUUGCUCGACGAAUAUUAGCUGCAAAUCAACCCCUCUUUAGUAGAGAGCUUUCAAUUUGACUGAUACAAAAGAUAUUUCUUUGAAUUUUGCACUGGUAAGUGUAUCAAAACUUGUCCUUUUAAAUUCUCCAGCUUUCAUUGUACUGUGCAAAGAUUUCAUAAUGUUGGUUAUGUAACAGGAAAUUAAAAGUUCAGCUUACCCUGUUUUGCUAAAUCGAGUUUCUUAGCGGUUGCUCAUACAGUUAACCUCAUGACAAGUUGGCUUCUAUAGAUAUAAUAGAAGAGAAGAGUUGAAAAAAAAAGAAUUAAACCUCUUAGUUAGUUAUCAGGCGGGAGGAAUACGUGCACCGAAGGUUGACUGAAAAGUUAAACUAGCCUCCACUGCUCCAUCGCCCCUCCCACAGUCAAAGAAAAGGGGUUUCGGAUCCAGCCAUUUUGUGUAAUGACUAUUUUUUAUUUUAAUUUCUGAUUUCUAUUUUUUCCAUGGGUUUUGAUUUAUCAUUUUAAUUUCUGCUAUGAUUAUGAGAUUGGUUUUUGCUUUGUUUCGUGUUUUUUGACUAGGUUAUGGGAUUUGUUUUGGUUCCAUGUUAAUAUUGAUUAGUAUUUUUUCUUCGUGGUUACUUCA
Humulus lupulus (European hop) is the source of this 3119-nucleotide messenger RNA. RefSeq names its product pentatricopeptide repeat-containing protein At1g10910, chloroplastic. Gene Ontology annotation, molecular function: protein binding. The transcript is spliced from 12 exons. NCBI's taxonomy places the organism in Eukaryota, Viridiplantae, Streptophyta, Magnoliopsida, Rosales, Cannabaceae. Bases 179 to 2185 code for a protein of 668 amino acids. The record is from RefSeq and is a predicted model, not a curated record.